AUGCAAGUAUCCCAUAACCCCAAUUUCCCCUCCAUUAACUCAAACCUCAUAAACCCUAGCUUCAACCCCUGCAAUUCGAAUUUCCAAUCUUGCCUCAAGUUCAAGACUUUGGGAGUCUCCCGCUCAGUUUUGUCCUUCAACAAGUCUACAUCCAGCUUCCCAAACAAGCUCAACAGCACUAGACGUCGCCGUUUUGUUCCCUUUGUUGCAGCCUCUGCGGCUAAAAGGUCCUCCACUCCUGAUCACUAUAAAGUUCUCAAUGUCGGUAGGAAUGCCACUUUGCAGGAGAUUAAAGCCUCUUAUCGUUCACUUGCUCGGAAGUAUCAUCCUGAUAUGAACAAAGGUCCUGGAGCUGAAGAAAAGUUUAAAGAAAUAGGUGCUGCAUAUGAGGUUCUAUCAGACCCCGAGAAAAGGUCUCUGUAUGAUCGCUUUGGGGAAGAAGGUUUAAGGGGAGGAUUUGAUGCAACGGAUGCUGGUUCACAAGGGGUUGACCCCUUUGAAGUAUUCUCUGAAUAUUUUGGUGAAUCUAAUAGCUUUUUUGGAGGAAGUGGCGCAUCUAGUAGCUUUUUUGGAGGAAGUGGUGCGCAAAGAGGAUUCAAUUUUGAUUUUAGAGAGAGCCGUAAUCAGAAACUUGACAUUCGACAUGAUAUAUAUUUGAGCUUUGAAGAAUCAAUUUUCGGAGGAAAGCAUACAGUUGAAGUCUCUUGUUCCGAGACAUGCGAUAGUUGUGGUGGAACGGGCGCAAAAUCCAGAGAUUGUCUAAAGACGUGUGCCGAAUGUGGUGGUAGUGGACGGGAAGUAAAAACACAGAAGACACCUUUUGGCGUUAUGUCUCAGGUGAAUGCCUGUCCAAAAUGCGGUGGUGAAGGGAAGAUAAUUACUGAUCGGUGCCGUAGAUGCAACGGUCGUGGUGAAGUUAAAGCAAAACGGACUAUUGAAGUCAUUAUUCCACCUGGCAUUGAUGAUGAGUCCACCAUGAAAGUUCGAGGAGAGGGGAAUAUUGACCAGACUAGGGGUGUAGCUGGUGAUUUGUAUCUGUUUGUCCAUAUCGAGGAGAAGAAAGGAAUCUGGAGGGAUAAAAUGAAUCUAUACUCAAAAGUUGCAGUUGAUUAUACUGAAGCCAUCCUAGGGACUGUUAAGCAGGUGAAUACUGCUGAAGGUAUGAAGGAUCUACAUAUUUCUCCAGGAACUCAACCGGGAGAUAAAUUGCGAUUGCGAAAUAUGGGUGUUCCCAACAUAAAUAAGCCGUCCAGAAGAGGCGAUCAUUAUUUCACUGUUGAUGUUCAGAUCCCAAAACAUAUUAGUGACGCAGAGCUAGCAUUAGUUGAAGAGUUGGCUUCUCUUAGGAAAGUCAAAGGUUAUACGUCCCCGAGCAAUGAUGAAGGAACCCCUGGGACGGACAACAUGAACCAAUAUUCAUUCAGUGGAACAAAAACUGGGAAAAGUUGGUGGAAGUCAAUCAAGAACUUCUUAAGGAGGCGGCAAAAUGGAGAAAGAUAUGCAUCAAUUUGCAUUAAUACACCAACAUCAAAGUUUCUGGUCGGCUCGCCUGGUGUGACUGCCAUGUUCAUUAUAGUUCUUUCAGCAGCUUUCACUGUCUUAAUGAGCAGAUUCGGUUGGACUAAAUUUCGUCAAAGAAGGAAACGAAUAGAACACGUUUAUUGUCCUCCAGAAAAGUUGAAGUCGGAUAAGGAAAUAAUGUCGCUUUCGCUACUCUCGCCGGCGGAGGAUGGCGUUUUGGAGGUCGGCGGUGAGUUGAUGAGAGGAAGAAGAAGAAGAUCGGAGAAUAAGAAAGAGAGAAAAAUUGACGGGAAAGGAAAAGAAGUUAUGGGAGGAAGGUUACAACCAUAA
Messenger RNA from Striga hermonthica, 1851 nucleotides. The record is from the annotation of a GenBank genome assembly. Lineage: Eukaryota; Viridiplantae; Streptophyta; Magnoliopsida; Lamiales; Orobanchaceae.